Tyto alba (common barn owl) is the source of this 3549-nucleotide messenger RNA. It is a transcript of the gene CELF4, whose product is annotated as CUGBP Elav-like family member 4. The record is from RefSeq and is a predicted model, not a curated record. Bases 91 to 1572 code for a protein of 493 amino acids. The transcript is spliced from 13 exons. Gene Ontology annotation, biological process: mRNA splice site recognition; regulation of alternative mRNA splicing, via spliceosome. Gene Ontology annotation, molecular function: mRNA binding. Gene Ontology annotation, cellular component: nucleus; ribonucleoprotein complex; cytoplasm. Lineage: Eukaryota; Metazoa; Chordata; Aves; Strigiformes; Tytonidae.
GAGAGAGAGAGAGGGAGAGAGGGAGAGAGAGAGAGAGAGGGAGGGUGAGAGAAAAGAAGAGGGGGAAAAAAAGGAAAGAAGAUUUUCUCUAUGUAUAUAAAGAUGGCCACGUUAGCAAACGGACAACCAGACAAUACCAGCCUGAGUAGCAAUCACAGCAACCCCAGCACCAACGGGCAUAUGAACGGAUUAAACCAUAGUCCCGGAAACCCAUCCACCAUCCCAAUGAAGGACCACGAUGCCAUUAAGCUCUUUAUUGGGCAGAUCCCCCGUAACCUGGACGAGAAAGACCUCAAACCGCUCUUCGAGGAGUUCGGGAAGAUCUAUGAACUGACGGUGCUGAAGGACAGGUUCACUGGCAUGCACAAAGGCUGUGCCUUCCUAACAUACUGCGAAAGGGAGUCUGCUCUAAAGGCCCAGAGUGCACUGCAUGAACAGAAGACACUGCCAGGGAUGAACAGGCCAAUCCAGGUGAAACCAGCGGACAGCGAAAGCCGAGGAGAAGACAGAAAACUCUUUGUGGGCAUGCUCAAUAAGCAGCAGUCGGAAGAUGAUGUACGCAGGCUAUUCGAGGCGUUCGGCAACAUUGAGGAGUGCACAAUCCUUCGGGGACCCGAUGGCAACAGCAAAGGGUGUGCAUUUGUGAAAUACUCUUCACAUGCAGAGGCCCAAGCAGCCAUCAAUGCCUUGCAUGGCAGCCAGACAAUGCCGGGAGCCUCUUCAAGCCUGGUGGUGAAGUUUGCAGAUACAGACAAGGAGCGUACAAUGAGACGUAUGCAGCAGAUGGCGGGACAAAUGGGCAUGUUCAAUCCCAUGGCCAUCCAGUUUGGAGCAUAUGGUGCCUAUGCACAGGCACUGAUGCAGCAGCAAGCCGCAAUCAUGGCGUCGGUGGCGCAGGGUGGCUACCUGAACCCCAUGGCAGCCUUUGCUGCGGCCCAGAUGCAGCAGAUGGCAGCUCUGAACAUGAAUGGCCUGGCAGCUGCUCCCAUGACACCAACCUCAGGUGGAAGCACACCUCCCGGCAUAACUGCACCAGCUGUGCCUAGCAUCCCAUCUCCAAUUGGGGUGAAUGGUUUCACUGGCCUUCCGCCGCAGGCUAAUGGGCAGCCCGCCGCAGAAGCUGUGUUUGCUAAUGGCAUACACCCUUAUCCAGCACAGAGCCCUACUGCAGCAGACCCCUUGCAGCAAGCCUACGCUGGAGUGCAGCAGUACGCAGGUCCUGCUUAUCCUGCUGCUUAUGGCCAGAUUAGCCAAGCGUUCCCACAGCCACCUCCCAUGAUCCCACAGCAACAGAGAGAAGGACCAGAGGGCUGUAACCUGUUUAUCUACCAUCUGCCCCAGGAGUUUGGGGAUGCUGAGCUGAUGCAGAUGUUCCUGCCUUUCGGUAAUGUCAUCUCCUCGAAAGUGUUUGUGGAUCGGGCGACAAACCAAAGUAAAUGCUUUGGUUUUGUGAGUUUUGACAAUCCUGCCAGUGCCCAAGCUGCUAUCCAGGCUAUGAAUGGCUUCCAGAUUGGCAUGAAGAGGCUGAAGGUGCAGCUGAAGAGGCCAAAGGAUGCUAAUCGUCCCUACUGAAGAGUUGUGGGAACCACUGGAUACAAAGCACUAGCACAGAAAAAGAGGUGGAAGGAUGCUUAACGAGGGAUGAACCAAGUUCCCCACCACAGGGGCAUCCUGCAUCUCUAGAAAGUCUUCCUGGUCACUAGAGGAGAGCCAGCAGCUGUCCUGAUUACCCUUGUUCAGCCAAAGACAGCAUUUCUGGUGGCUGAAGAAAAUCUGCAAUUAAGAGAUGGGACGGGGCUGCAGUUUAAUCCCAGGUGAUUGGACUGGGACAGUGUCUGUCUCAAUAACUCUGUCUUGCAAAUGUUUCAAAACAUUCUUCAUUCUUCAUGCGGUAUAGUCUGUAUCCAAUUUCAUCCCAGCAUAAUAACUUUAUGUAAAUAUGUCUCCCUGAUAACUAAAUAACCAUUAAUUUCUUUCUUCCCAAUCCCAAGAAAUUAAUAGAAGGAUCCAUGCUCACUUCUUGCUCUGUUACUGUUAACUUCUGUGUGUAGAUAAAACCCAACCAACAUCAAGGAAGCUCUUCUUGAGUGAGGACCUAAACAAAUCUUAACAAAGGUCUCAUUGUUAGACUCAUAUACUUCAUGUUGUCUGGGAAGGAGACAGCUUAAUGCUCCAAGGGAACUUCUGAUAUGUGUAACAGUGUGGAAAAUGUUAUAAAAUGCAGCUUGUUUCACUGGAAUCCCAGCCUAUCACCAGUAACAAAAAUGGAGAUGUUUCCAAAAAUGGAAAUAUUUUCCAUCACUGGCUGGAUUUUCCAUUAGAUAGUUCUUUGACAAAUGGAAAUAUAAAACUGUAUGUGUUUGCUACAGAGACAGGAAGUCUCCCUGGUUUUUAAACCGUUUCACAACAGAGAUUUCCCAAGAAACCCAUCACCCAGGGUGGCCCUAAGCUGCAACAGGCAGUUUGCACUCCCAACUUAGUGACAGAGAGAUGGGUUAGAUGACCUUUCUAGGCCAUUUUAACCAUAAUGUCCAAGAUUCAGUGAUUUUGAUUCAGGCCUUUUUUGACCCACCUAAGCAAGGUGCAGGCAAGAAAUUCCUAUUUUCAACUUUCUCAAAGAACUAUGAAGUGUUCUAAUUUGUCACUGAUAUCGCUAAUAUCUUUGAAAAAUUUAUUGUUCUGGUCUUCAGAGCAGUAUCUUUUCCACUGAGAAUUAUAGAAUGGGAUUAAAAUGACUUUGAAAGAGGUGCUGCACUGAAGACAGGAUGAAGUGAAUUUAGAAACCUUCCAAUAGGCAUAUUAGCUGCAUGUGCUAGAUACAGCUUCCAUAGUUUAGACUCUCUUUUGUGUAUGACUAUAGGAAGGUAGCUGUUAAUGCAUUUUCCCUCUUCAGAUACCUCUUUUCUUUUCCUUGCUUAUGACAAGGCCCCUUGGAAGGUUGAAACCAAAAUAUGUUUCCAUAUCCAAAUGCUUUUUGCUUCAUCACACUGGCUUUUUUACUGCAAGUUUUGCUGGGGGAGAGUGGGAAGUGCAUGCAUGCAAUUGUGUUAAAGCAAGGAUGGCCUUUGUUGGUGAGAUUCUCAAUAGCACCUGUAAAGGGAUUGAGGAACGCAUGUCUCCCUAGUCUGGCACCAAGCAGUAGCUCAAUAGCUUUAUAUCAUAGCAUAGCUGUGAUCCCUCAGGAUACCCUUGUUUCUUAUAGUCAUGUAAGUAAAAGCAGGGCUGUAAACACCUGUGAUUUUAAGAUUCACUGGUCUUUUCAUUAUCGUGGAUCAUUAUUAAGUGCUCUGACUCUACCUUUUCAUGAUCAGGCUGAUGUUGAGGUCUCAGCUCAUUUUCUAUAAGAAGAUUACUCAUUAGUAGGACUCAGAUUUGUUGUUUGGGGUUUUUUUCCCCAAUAAAUUAUAUACAAAGGAAUCAGCUGGUAAAAUGACAAAAAAAAAAAAAAUCCGUAUCUGUGUCUUAGAGCAUUUUUUAUUUCUUUCCUUUGCUUCUGCAAAGCAGGAGAACAGUGUUGAAUUGCCAUCUUUAAAUAGGAAGUCCUUUAGA